AGUACUGCUUCAGCAGCAGUGAAAGGUAGACGGUCUAAAGUUCAGACUGUUAAAUCUAAAACCAUGGCCCAGGACAUGACUCUGCUGUGGGGCUCCGGCUCUCCUCCCUGCUGGAGGGUGAUGGUCGCUCUGGAGGAGAAGAACCUGCAAGGCUACAACCACAAACUGCUCUCCUUUGAGAAAAUGGAGCACAAGUCCCAAGAAGUCUUAGAUAUAAAUCCCCGGGGACAGCUUCCAUCUUUCAAACAUGGAGAGAUCAUUGUGAAUGAAUCCUAUGCAGCCUGUUUUUACCUGGAGAGUCGGUUUAAGUCCCAGGGAAACAAACUGAUCCCAGAGAGCCAGGCAGAACAAGCCCUGAUGUACCAACGCAUGUUUGAGGGUCUCACGUUCUAUGAAAAACUCAACUCAGUCAUCUACUAUGAGUGGUAUGUCCCUGAGGGAGAGAGGCAUGAAUCAGCUCUGAAGAGAAACCGGGAGGCUCUGGCCACUGAACUCAAACUCUGGGAGGGUUACCUGCAGAAGGUGGGCGCAGGCUCGUACCUGGCAGGGCCGUCCUUCUCACUGGCAGAUGUGACCGUUUUUCCAACUGUUGCUACUGCUUUCAGAUUUGGGUUAUCUGCAGAGCGUUACCCUCAUCUGGGAGCGUAUUACACUCUGUUGAAGGAGAGACCCAGCAUCAAAGCCAGCUGGCCUCCCCAUUGGCUGGAGAACCCCAAGGGACAAGACACGCUCAAAGACAUCUGAAAUUCACACUCACUCUGUCUUUAACAUUGUAGUUUAAUUUUCUCUAAAAAAGGCUUUUGCUUGUGUUUAUAAUAUAGUUUAAAAACAGUGUUUGUCACAGCUCUGCUAUUUUUUUCUGGAAAAGAAACACAGUGUUGAGUUGAAUAGUUUGUUCUAAAUAUAUCAGUGUUACAAUGGCAGAAAUGUGUGUUCUUUUUUUUUUUUUUGGGUCAAACUAACUUUCAGAUUUUGUUUAUGAGAAUUUCUUUGGAGUCAUCUUUCAAAAAUCAGGCCAGUCACAGUGUCACAUUAUAAUAUUGUUGGCAUUGCAGCUUUUGUUACCCAGGUACAUCAGGCAUCAGCAAAGUCUGAGAGUAAAUGAUGAAAGGUUUGGAUGGCACAUUUGCUGUAGACAUUAUGUAAUGAGGUGACCAUAUAAGAGGUGAACACAGCAUUGCAUAAGCCCUGCAAAGCCCGUAUAUUCAGGUGUAACGUGCCAUAGAUUAGAUCUCAGUGGAAGAGGUAGGCGGCGUCUCUGAGGACGUGACCUAUUUGUUUCAUUGUCUGAAUGGCUGUGCCAGAACUGGUUUUUGCUCUGCACAAUGGUAACUGAAAUGCCCUGCAUUAUCGUGACUUUGCAUGCAGCAGAUGAUUUAGUUCUAUACUGCAGCCUCUGCAUGAUUUUGCAUUUUAUGCAGAAUGCACAGAGUCUUCGAGACACUCACUUCAGCUGUGGUGUAGCUUUAAUAAAACAUAGAUGUGUUUGUGUAAGAGGUGGGGUACAUGUAUAAGGGCUCGUGUUCAGAUCUGGCACAUUCUGCCAUGAGAACAGCUGCCAUGGCAGCACAGCUGAUUAGAGCAGCACCACAAGACCUGUGCAAAUUGACAUUGUGGUUCUCGUCUUGACCCAUGAAUCAGAUCUAUCUGUUGAAUGCUCUAGAUCUUAGUUCUUGACACUGUGGACUCGGGGUUUCCUCCGUUUUGCCCCAUCAGCUGGGAGCAGGGGCAGUUGGUAUUUUAUUUGGAAGAGAUAAAAUAACUGCCUUGCGGCCUCCCUAUCCAGCCUCUGUGCUGCCAGUCUGAUGGGAACAAUACACAUAUGCUAAGUGGAAUUUUACAAGUUCACAGGCGUGGAACACUUAAGGAAUAUGAGUACUGUUUACUGUAAGAGGAGCUACGAGAACAUUUAUCUGAUCAAAUAGCAUCUUUUCAUUCUGCAUUAUAAGAUCAAUUUCCACAUGCUGACAAUUUAUGAUUAUAAAAGCCAAAAAAAGGCCUCAUGUAAGCAGUGGGAUGAGAUAAGUCAGAAUGUGUAUGUAGCAGAGAACAGGCUCUAUAUUAAAAAGAAAAACUACAGCCUAAA
This is a messenger RNA of Toxotes jaculatrix (banded archerfish), 2086 nucleotides long. Its product is annotated as glutathione S-transferase A-like. The transcript is spliced from 6 exons. Gene Ontology annotation, molecular function: glutathione transferase activity. Gene Ontology annotation, biological process: glutathione metabolic process. The record is from RefSeq and is a predicted model, not a curated record. Bases 64 to 744 code for a protein of 226 amino acids. Lineage: Eukaryota; Metazoa; Chordata; Actinopteri; Toxotidae.